Messenger RNA from Aspergillus ibericus CBS 121593, 5725 nucleotides. RefSeq lists its product as uncharacterized. Lineage: Eukaryota; Fungi; Ascomycota; Eurotiomycetes; Eurotiales; Aspergillaceae. The transcript is spliced from 15 exons. Gene Ontology annotation, biological process: phosphatidylinositol biosynthetic process; positive regulation of kinase activity. Gene Ontology annotation, molecular function: ATP-dependent chromatin remodeler activity; hydrolase activity, acting on acid anhydrides; ATP binding. Gene Ontology annotation, cellular component: PAS complex; fungal-type vacuole membrane; endosome membrane. The record is from RefSeq and is a predicted model, not a curated record. Bases 79 to 5283 code for a protein of 1734 amino acids.
GGACGGCCGGCCAUUAUUGAUGACAACCACCAACCGAUCCUCCCAAACCAGAUAGCACGACUUAUAAGGGCCAUAACAAUGUACCGGCCAAGGCCAGCCGGAAAGGAAGAUGCUGUAGGAACACCCUCCAAGCCGCUGCCAGCCAGCUCUUCCACAAACUCCGCCGAUCGUCUGUCGAAGCCCUUCAAGUGCCCAGGACUAGCGACUGCUACACGUGCAUCAGACAAACCGGCGAGGAAGCGUAGAAAGGUGAACUACGCAGGGGCCGACGGGACUGUGGAUGACAACAGCGUCAAGCCCUAUACAAAUGAGGAUCGCUUAGCGCUUGCAACAAGAGAUGUGAACAGGUUUCCUGUCUUCAAAGUCAAGGAUAAAGACACGACAUUCAAGCAGCGGUUCAAGGUCCCCUUGAUCAAUAAAUCGUCUGACGGCUAUAAUGGCUCUAGGAUAGCACCCACGCUUGGCAUGAGACAAGGUGCCACAUUUAUCGUUAAGCCAUUGCACGAUCCAAGCGGAGAGUUUGCCAUAGUACUUUAUGACCCAACCGUCGAUGAUGUUGAGGAGCCUGGAACGAAUGAAGAGGCAAAGGGCGAUACAGAGGAACAGAAGCCAAAGCUGGAUGAGCCCCUGGUGCAUAAAAGCUUGGCGGAUAUUCUUGGGCUCAAGAAGGAGGUUGAAGCCCGGCCAAAAGUGCCGGUUGUAAUUGAUCCACGGCUGGCCAAGGUCCUGCGACCGCAUCAGGUUGAGGGUGUAAAGUUCCUUUAUCGUUGUACAACAGGCAUGGUUGAUAAAAAUGCCAAUGGGUGCAUCAUGGCAGAUGGGAUGGGUCUGGGCAAGACGCUUCAAUGCAUCUCAUUAAUGUGGACGCUACUCAAGCAAUCUUCGGAAGCAGGAAAAUCGACUAUACAAAAGUGCAUUAUCGCUUGUCCGUCAAGUUUGGUCGGAAACUGGGCCAAUGAACUAGUGAAAUGGUUGGGUAAAGACGCUAUCACACCCUUUGCGGUUGACGGUAAAGCCUCGAAGACAGAACUCAUUGCUCAAAUGAAGCAAUGGGCAAUCGCUUCAGGACGAGCUAUUGUCAGACCAGUACUCAUCAUCUCAUACGAAACUCUUAGGUUGUAUGUUGACACCCUGAAAGAUAGCCCUAUCGGGCUACUUCUCUGCGAUGAAGGUCAUCGGUUGAAGAAUAAGGAAAGCUUGACAUGGACAGCGCUCAACAGCCUAAAUGUACAGCGCCGGGUGAUCUUGUCCGGCACGCCCAUUCAGAACGAUCUUUCAGAGUAUUUUGCUCUUCUUCAUUUCGCAAACCCGAACCUACUGGGAUCACAGAACGAAUUUCGAAAAAGGUUCGAACUACCCAUUCUUAGAGGAAGAGAUGCCGCAGGAACAGAAGAAGAUCUCAAGAAAGGUAAUGAGCGUCUUGCCGAGCUUUCUGGUAUAGUGAACAAGUUCAUCAUUCGCCGGACAAACGACAUUUUGUCCAAGUACUUGCCAGUGAAAUACGAGCAUGUUGUUUUCUGCAACAUGUCCGAGUUCCAAUUGGGUCUUUACAAGCACUUUAUCCAGAGUCCAGAAAUCAAAAGCUUGCUUAGGGGCAAAGGAAGUCAGCCCCUGAAAGCAAUUGGCCUUUUGAAGAAGCUUUGCAAUCAUCCCGACCUCCUCAACCUCUCCACUGAUCUACCAGGCUGCGAGUAUACGUUCCCAGAGGACUACGUACCGCCGGAAGGGAGAGGACGUGACCGGGAUAUCAAGUCUUGGUAUUCAGGAAAAAUGAUGGUUUUGGAUCGGAUGCUAGCACGCAUCCGUCAAGAUACCAACGACAAGAUUGUUUUGAUUAGCAAUUAUACUCAGACUCUUGACCUUUUCGAGAAGCUAUGCAGAACCCGAGGGUACGGCUCUCUGCGACUGGACGGUACCAUGACUGUCGGUAAACGGCAGAAGCUGGUCGACAAAUUCAACGACCCCGACGGGGCCGAGUUUGUAUUCCUGCUCAGCAGUAAGGCUGGUGGCUGCGGCCUGAAUCUGAUAGGCGCAAACCGCCUGGUCCUGUUCGAUCCAGAUUGGAAUCCAGCCGCCGACCAGCAAGCUUUGGCGCGAGUCUGGCGUGAUGGCCAGAAGAAGGAUUGCUUUGUGUAUCGCUUCAUCGCGACCGGUUCGAUUGAGGAGAAGAUCUUUCAGCGCCAGUCCCAUAAACAGUCCCUUUCUUCAUGCGUGGUGGACUCAGCCGAGGAUGUUGAGCGACACUUCUCGCUGGAAUCCCUCCGUGAGCUAUUCCAAUUCAAGCCGGAAACUCGGAGCGAUACGCACGACACAUUCAAAUGCAAGCGAUGCCGACCGGAGGGGACACAAUACAUCAAGGCGCCAGCCAUGUUGUACGGUGACACCAGUACUUGGAAUCAUUUUGUUAAUGACGGAGAGCAGGGGGCUCUCAGCAAGAUCCAGGACUUGCUGAUCCGUCAAGAGACGGGAGAACGCAAUGUCUCCGCCGUGUUUCACUCGAGUCAAAACCGCCGCCUCACCGCCCAGCCUAGCCAGACAACGCUUCCACGCCAUGAAAGCCACCAUCUAAACUACCCCCGGAGCGCAAGGUGGCGGCUGGCUAACUUACAUGCGAUUCCCAGGCUCGAGAAGGUGGUCCGCGAGGCCGCUUUCAGGGGCGGACACGAGGAGAUUCAGAAGAUCGUCGACCAGCUCUGCCAUGACUACGCCUACGCCGAAGGUGUUGCUCCUUAUCUGAAGGAAAUCGUACCGCCGGUGCUUGCUUGUUUUACCGAUCAGGAUGCGCGCGUCAGGUAUUAUGCCUGCGAGAGCAUGUACAACAUUGCCAAAGUUGCGAAAGGAGAGAUCUUACUUUUCUUUAAUGAAAUAUUCGAUGCAUUAAGCAAGCUAGCUUCGGAUUCUGAGCUGUCGGUCAAAAAUGGUGCAGAACUGCUCGAUAGACUCGUCAAAGACAUCGUGUCCGAAUCCGCUGCGUCCCAUGUCUCCGUCCUACAACUUACCGAAAAGCAAGUGACAGAUCCCGAAGGCCUAGAAGAUGUCGAUCUUCCUACUGCCUUCUCGCUACCGAAAUUCAUACCCUUGCUUAAAGAACGAAUCCACGUCAUCAGUGCAUUUACCCGUACAUUCCUGGUAUCGUGGCUGACGCUGUUGGAUACAAUUCCGGAUCUGGAGUUGAUCUCUUAUCUACCGGAAUUCCUCGGGGGGUUGAUCAAGUUCCUUGGUGACCCAAAUAGAGAUGUCAACGUCGCCACCCAAGCUCUUCUCGAUCGGUUUCUGUCGGAAAUCAAGCGAAUCGCGCGACUCAAGAAAGGCAUCGAAGACAGUCGGAAAGGCCAAGGAAGCGAUAUCAGGCAGUCGACCACAAGCGACAGUGUGAGCGUGACGACGACUACAGAUCUGACUCUAGCUGUCGGAUCUGAGGUGACUGACAACGCGAUUGAAGAUUCCGAGGCAGGGUCUGUCACCGAUGAGGAAGGCUUGCACGUCGAUGGAGAUUGGAUUCCCGGACAAGAUGUUCAGAUUGAUUAUGCAAAGAUACUAGAUAUUCUCGUUGGCUUCGUUGAUACGUCUUUCGUGGAGGAGAUGCAGUUGACUGCCCUACGCUGGAUCGACAACUUCUUCGAGAUCAGCCCGGAAGAUAUUCUUCCUUUCGUUCCUCGUCUCCUGACACAGGUGCUUCCGGCAAUGUCCAGUGGCUCGGAUCAAGUGCGGCAGGCCGCAAACCGGGUCAACACCUCUCUGAUGGAGUACAUUGUCACUUUGUCUGAAGAUACAUCGGAAGAAAGCCGGCAGUUGGCGUCCGCCAAAACGUACAACUCGAACAGCAAAGAAAGCGUUGAGCGAAGGUCGUCAACGCCGGUCAGUAAAGCUCCAGAGACACCCUCGAGUGAAUCCAAGAAGCAAUUGUCUCAGCCAGAGGCGUCCGCCGAGCAAACCCCCCGAAGCAGCUCUUCAACCCCACUACCGCCCGCCGACCUGGAUUAUGCCGCUGCUGUCAACUCCCUGACCCUACAGUUUCUGAACGAAAACGAAGCAACCCGAGUAGGCGCGCUUUCCUGGCUCAUAAUGUUGCACCGAAAGGCACCCAAGAAGGUGAUAGCAUUCAAUGAUGGGACUUUUCCGGCUCUCUUGAAGACACUGUCCGACCCGGCCGAAGCCGUCGUCACGAAAGACCUCCAGCUCCUCUCGCAGAUUUCCAGAAACAGUGAUGAUAGCUACUUCAAGUCCUUCAUGGUGAACCUUCUCCAGCUCUUCUCCACAGACAGACAUCUGCUUGAGGUGCGCGGAAACCUCAUCAUUCGACAACUGUGCAUGAAUCUAAGCCCAGAGCGCAUCUAUCGGACACUGGCCGAUUGCCUCGAAAAGGAAGAGGACAUCGAGUUCGCCAGCAUUAUGGUCCAGAAUCUGAAUAACAACUUGAUAACCGCACCAGAGCUUUCAGAACUAAGAAAGCGAUUGAGGAAUCUCGAUGCAAAGGACGGACAGAUGUUCUUCGUAGCACUGUUCAGAUCGUGGUGCCACAAUGCCGUUUCUACCUUCUCCCUAUGUCUACUCGCGCAAGCUUACGAGCAAGCAUACAACCUACUUCAAGUCUUCGCGGAGCUCGAGAUGACUGUGAAUAUGUUGAUUCAAAUCGACAAGUUGGUCCAGCUCCUAGAAUCGCCCGUCUUCACCUACCUGCGUCUCCAGCUCCUCGAACCCGAACGAUAUCCCUACCUCUACAAAUGCCUCUAUGGCGUCCUCAUGCUCCUACCCCAAAGCUCCGCCUUCGCGGCACUCAAGAACCGCCUCAACAGCGUCAGCAGCAUCGGCCUUCUCCACACCGGUCCCCGACAAACCACCAUAUCCUCAACUUCCACCUCCACCUCCUCAUCCACCUCCACCUACGACCGCGCAACCGGCAGCCGCCUCAAACGCGACGAAAACACCAUCCGCUGGGUCGAACUCCUCGACAAAUUCAAAUCCGUCCAAGAGAAAGCCCGUCGCGCUCAACGCGCCUCCCAACGUCCCCUCGACCCAGACGCAACCACCGGCCCCUCGCUAUCCAGCACAGGGGACCCGUCCCGCAAUACCAAGGAACGAGCCUCCGCGCUCCCGGACACGCCUCGCGGGAUCGCCGGCGCCGGGGGAGGCAAUAACAGCGCGACGGAGGGCCGUGGCGGUGGAGCAGAUGCGGGGACGCCGAAAUCUGGGACGUCGAUUCUAGGGGGCGCGCAUAGACAUAAAACUAGUCUGUCGAAUUUGGGACGCUUAGGGAUUGGGGGUCGGAAGUCGAAAAGGUGAAUGGAAUGGAUUGAGUAGGGCGGGAUGGGAUGGGGUAGAAUAGGGGGUGAUCAUUAAACUAUGAAUCAAUGGUAGGUACAUACGGAGGUCAGGUGAUCCUAAUGCCUGCCUGGAUGCCUAUAUAUUUUAUUUAUACUGAAAUUGUGGUAUUGAAGGUGGCAUCUUUGCCGGCGUCCCUUUGGGAAUGAUGAUUUAGCUGAGCGACGGAUGCAAGGCGUUUGUCAAAACUUGAGGGUUGCUUGUUGACAGGGCUUGAAAAUAGGACCAUGACAUCAGAGCACGCUGGUAUGCGAGCAUGUAGAGUAGUGGGGACCGCGCCGGGUGAUCGUCAUAUCUCUUGAUUGGAAUGGAAAUAGCCUAUGUACAGGAAGGCGCAUGGGCCUUGAAGCGGCAAAAAAGGGGGUGUGAAGACGUGGUACACCAACAAGUCACAGAACGACUC